AUGUUCCGCAAUGUAUUUGAUGCCUUAGGUCUACGAGAUGUCGACCUGAAGACCCACCAGCACGGUGUGGUCGGUCUCGGAGACCACUUCAUCAAGCCAGACGGGAUAAUCUCUUUACCAGUCUCCAUAGGCAGGGAUCUAGAAAGGAGGACCGUAAUGGCGGAGUUCGUUGUCCUAAGGGACUCCACAGCCUAUAACAUCAUAAUGGGAAGAAAAACCAUCAAUGAACUUGGAGCAGUAAUCUAUACUAAGUUACUGGUAAUGAAGUUUGUUUCUGAUAAUGGGUCGAUUGGAUCCAUCAAGGGAUAUUUAGAAACGGCAGUCGCAUGCGACAACGCCAGCCUCUCCCUAAGGAAGAAAUCCAAGGAAGCAGCCGGGGUCUUCUUGGCCGACUUGGAUGCAAGAGUUGAGGACAAGCCUAGGCCAGAGCCUGAGGGAGACCUCGAGAAAAUCAGGGUCGGUGACUCAGAGGAAAAGUUCACCUUCGUGAACAGGAACCUCCCCUAUGAAGUAAAGGAGCCAUUGGUGGCAGUAAUUCAGAAAAACGGCGAACUGUUUGUAUGGACGCCAGCCGACAUGCUGGGUAUUGACCCCAACAUCAUGUCGCACCACCUUGUGGUCAGAGCGGACGCUAAGCCGAUAGCUCAGAAGAGGAGGAAGAUGUCUCAAGAAAGAGCCGAUGAAGUGGCUAGACAGACGGCCGGCCUCUUGCAAGCGGGAUUCAUCCGGGAGCUGGAGUACUCAACAUGGCUGUCAAACGUUGUCUUGGUUAGGAAAACUAGCGGGAAGUGGAGAAUGUGUGUAAACUACUCUGACCUCAACAAAGCUUGCCCCAAGGACUCCUUCCCCCUCCCUAAUAUUGAUGCACUGGUAGACGCAGCCUCGGGUUAUCGGUACUUGAGCUUCAUGGACGCCUAUUCUGGGUAUAACCAGAUCCUGAUGCAUCAACCGGAUGAAAAAAAAGCCGGCGUUCAUAAUUCCAGGAGGAACGUAUUCCUACAAGGUUAUGCCGUUUGGGCUGAAGAACGCGGGAGCCACGUACCAAAGACUGAUAAACAAGAUAUUCUGCGACCUCAUCGGUAA
Arachis ipaensis is the source of this 1083-nucleotide messenger RNA. The record is from RefSeq and is a predicted model, not a curated record. NCBI's taxonomy places the organism in Eukaryota, Viridiplantae, Streptophyta, Magnoliopsida, Fabales, Fabaceae.